Molecule: messenger RNA, 1958 nt
Organism: Nerophis ophidion (straightnose pipefish)
Lineage: Eukaryota; Metazoa; Chordata; Actinopteri; Syngnathiformes; Syngnathidae
Gene: psen2
Product: presenilin 2
Exons: 11
Coding region: 159-1361 (400 amino acids)
Biological process (GO): negative regulation of apoptotic process; protein processing; Notch receptor processing
Cellular component (GO): membrane raft; nucleus; growth cone
Molecular function (GO): aspartic endopeptidase activity, intramembrane cleaving
Source: RefSeq, a predicted model, not a curated record
CUGCGAUCAUGAAAGGCGCUUCAGUGGAAAACACGUGACGUCACCGGCAAUCACGUGACGUGGUGUCAGCUGACCACUGACUUCCGGGUUGUGACUGCGGCGCUCGGUGUGAUUUUGCCAACAAAUCAGGAGUCGCGGACGGCGUUGGGGGCGUGGCCAUGAACGUGUCCGACAGCGAAGAUGACGCCUACACGGAGAGGACGGCGCUGGUCCCAUCAGAGAGUCCGGCGGUGCCGUCCUACAGACCGGAGCAAGAUGGCCCGCCCAAAAGGGAGGAGGAAGAGGAAGAGGAGGAGCUAACCCUGAAGUAUGGCGCCAAGCACGUGAUCAUGCUCUUCAUCCCGGUGACUGUGUGCAUGCUGGUGGUGGUGGUCACCAUCAAGUCCAUCACCUUCUACAGCCAGAGGAGCGACCAGCAGCUGAUCUACACGCCCUUCACGGAGCAGACUUCCUCUGUAGGCCGCCGCCUCCUCAACUCUGUGCUGAACUCUGUGGUGAUGACCAGCGUCAUCGUGGUCAUGACCCUCUUCCUGGUGCUACUCUACCAGUACCGCUGCUACAAGUUCAUCCACGGCUGGCUCAUCCUGUCCUCGCUCAUGAUGCUCUUCAUGUUCAGCAUCAUGUACCUCAGUGAGGUGUUCAAGACCUACAACGUGGCCGUGGACUACGUGUCGGUGGUGCUGCUGAUCUGGAACUUUGGUGCAGUGGGAAUGUUGAGCGUCCACUGGAAAGGACCCCUGCAGCUGCAGCAGGUCUACCUGAUCCUCAUCAGUGCCCUCAUGGCGCUGGUCUUCAUCAAGUACCUGCCCGAGUGGUCAGCGUGGGUCAUCCUGGGCGCCAUCUCCAUAUACGACCUGGUGGCCGUGCUGAGUCCCAAAGGUCCUCUCAGGUUGCUGGUGGAGACGGCCCAGGAACGCAAUGAACCCAUCUUCCCCGCCCUCAUCUACUCCUCUGCCAUGGCGUGGACGGUGGGGAUGGCCAGCCCGGCGGAGGCGGAGCCACCGGAGGAACGUCAAACAGAUGAGGAGGCGGAGCGAAGCAACGGGGAGGCGGAGACACAGCGCUCCUUUCAGGAAGUGCAGGAGGAGAGAGGAGUGAAGCUGGGUCUAGGUGACUUCAUCUUCUACAGUGUGCUGGUGGGUAAAGCAGUGGUGAGUGGUGGAGACUGGAACACCACACUGGCCUGCUUUGUCGCCAUCUUGAUUGGUCUGUGUGUGACUCUGCUGCUGUUGGCCAUCUAUAAGAAGGCUCUACCAGCCUUACCUAUCUCCAUCACCUUCGGUCUCAUCUUCUACUUCUCCACCGACUUGCUGGUCCAACCUUUCAUGGACCGCCUGGCAGAACAUCAGUUCUACAUCUGACUCUGGUCUACUGGCAGCACAUCAGUUCUACAUCUGAGUCUCAAGCUCCGCCCUCUAACAACAACAAACUCUUGUGUUCUUCAACCAACCUCGCCUAAUGACCAGUGGAGCACUGCUGCUGCUCUUUGUCACCAUGGCGACUGGUGCUGUUGGUCACCAUGGCGACUGGUGCUGUCGGUCACCAUGGCGACUGGUGCUGUCGGUCACCAUGGCGGCUGCUGGCAGGAGAAGUUGGUUUCCCAGUAGAAGUGAAGAUGUCUUCUUGUGGGCUCACAGUGAAAUGUCACUGGAGAAAAAACAUCAGAAAUAUGAAAAUAAAAUCAGGAUGAAAAUAUUUAGUUGGAAUUGAAUUGUGAUGUGAAGUCAAUGCAAAGUAAAUAUUCAGUUGUGCAGAGGUGGGAAGAGAGCCAGAAAUUGUACUCAAGUAAGAGUACUGUUACUUUAGAGAUGUAUUACUCAAGUAAAAGUAAGGCGGAGUCACCCAAAUAAUUACUUGAGUAAAAGUACUCAAGUACUGAGUAAGUGAUGAGUAACCUGUUCCUUUCAUGAUGACGGCAACAAAUAAUGCUGAACAAAAUAAAAAUAGCAAUGAACAAA